This is a messenger RNA of Ambispora gerdemannii, 612 nucleotides long. Lineage: Eukaryota; Fungi; Glomeromycota; Glomeromycetes; Archaeosporales; Ambisporaceae. The record is from the annotation of a GenBank genome assembly.
AUGACUUUCGCCAAGCAAGAGUAUCUGCUGGUUACUCUUGUGAUGAUCUGCUGGUUUGGUCGAAGUCUCACUUCAUCUAAACAAGAGCAUCUAUGGAAGACACCGGCUGUAUCCCGAUUCUGGAAGGAAGUAACGAAGAAAGAGCAAUCGAUUCGCCUCAUUAGGGCAUCCCAACAUAUUCGGAAAAACGGUAAGCUUACUAAAUAUGCAUAUGAACAAGAGGUAUUAACUGAAGGAAUAAAAUUACCAACAACUCAUAAACGAGUAAAUGAAAUUGAAGGAAAUAUUUCUACACGUAAAAAGCGAAAGUCUUCCUCUGAGUUUCUUCCCUCUUCUGAUGAGAAUACUAAAGAGCUUGACGAAGACGAUGAAGAAAUUAAAUUUGAUUUAGCAAGCAUUUCGAUGGGAUUGCAACGCGAACCAACAUACAAAUGGGAAGUUGGUUAUAUUAACAACCGAUAUUAUCAGAAAGAGGUGAUCAAGGAGGUGGAAAGAGGAGCUUUAUCAUGGUGCUUGUUGGUUAUGUCCGUAUCCUAUGUUUACAAAACAAGAAUGGAAGAAAAUAACAAACAUCAAUCCUUACAUUUUAAACGAACUAUCACUUUCGCCUGA